AUGGAUAUAUGUAUAGAAAAGCUGGACGGGAUAGAUAGUGUAACUUUAGCACUUAUUACAGAUUACAUUACGGCAUAUCCCAAUAUACCCUUUGAGGUUGCUUACAAGUUAGCUGAAUCAGAAAAUAAAAACCCCACUCCAACAAAAAAGGUAGAACACUAUCCGGGUUCCGAGCAAGAUGGCAUGAACACUACAGCAAUUGGAGCUGAAGAAGGCAGUGAAUUUGAAACACUCCAGCAAGGUUGGGAAGCGGUGAUCUCAUCAGGAUCCACAAACGAUUCACUAAUGAACCUUAUUUCCCAGACCAAGGCAUUUCAGAGCAAGCGGCUUCACACUCUGCUACACACCGAGCGAAAGACUCGUCCUCUGGGAAAAGAGUCAUCGAUGAUGCGAGACCUCUUGCGUAGCCUUCUGGAAAGUCUGUGCGAUCGCUCUUUUUCGACCGAAGACGACCUUUGGUUAGCCUACCUGAAGCUACUUCCCUGUUUGCUGGAAGAGGUGGCUGUGGACUACGCGCCGAUGAACACGGCGCAGGGCCCUACGGAUCGCCUGAACUACGAACAGCUCUGGCACGCCGCCGAAGAGUGGCCGAAUGCUCGCGAAAUCGUAAGUCCUUACCGACGAGGGAUUAUUGAACCGCUGGAAAAGGAGCUCGUCUUUCAUUUCCACCCUGGCCUUCAAACCGUACAGCGAAGCGAGCCACAGCAUUUCUUUACCUUUCUCCUUGAUCUUCUAUGCCGAGUCGGUAAUAGCGAAGCGGUAUCGGCUGCUUUCUCACCAGGACUACCUGGACGAGUUGAACUCGUGGACUUUGGUCAACUACGACUGGGUUUAACAGCCGAGGCGAUUCUCAGUGAGACCUAUCAAUGGAAUCCACUAUCCACUUCUUUUUUGUCCGACACCCCUUUUGCGUACGUCGUGCACUUUAUCAACACAUUUCUCGACUUUGUGGAGCAGGCCGAACGGCGUGUUUAUUCACAGACGUUAGAAUUUCUAUCGGGGCGGGUGCUCGCGCCGCCGGCGAUGCGGGUGUAUCUCGCAAGGGGCAAUCAUAUGGUGGAAAAGGCCUUAAAGUGCGGGACCGACGCACUAUGGCGACGCCCCUUUCUCAAUCCCGGGAUCGAGGCACUCCCGUUUUAUUUAAAUACCGUACACUUUGUGCGGGGGGUGGACGCGUUCAUUCAACGGUUGAGUGGGACCUUUCUUCAUGUGGAUCCCUCACGGGGAGGCGGGAUGGUGCGGGAGUUCGUCGAGUCUGCCAUCGGAACCUACGUGGCCUUCACCGAAGAUCAUCUGUCGUCGUGGGAUGAAAGUGGGAACGACGACGACGAUGUGAAUUGGAAUCAUGUGUUGGAGAUUCAAGAGGUGAUUUUGAGUCUUUUCUUGGUUCUGACUGCCGCGGAGGGCUGGUUGGAGAUGUUGAAAUAUCCGGAGACGAAGGGUUCUUGCGAACCGCCUGCAAACUGUUCCGCCGCUGCUUCUUUUGAACCUUUCAGCAAAUUGGUGGCACACCGCGACGAGCAAAUUCAUAAAUGUGCGUUGGAGGCUGAACGACUAGUAAAGCUUAUGAGUAGACCGAGUGAAGUGCAUCAGCCUAAUUUAAGAGACUAUGAAGAUUUGGAAGUCUUGUUAGGCCACCUGUAUCGCGUCCCAUAUGGAUUCUCACUACUUGCUUUAGAAGCAGUGAUAAAAGAGAAGUUUGAGGAAUGCUUGACGGCCAAGGAACGUGAAUCUCUACAGCGUCAUCUCUCCUUAUUUGGACUUCGGCACACAUCCUGUUUGCUCGGAUGA
Messenger RNA from Phytomonas sp. Hart1, 1791 nucleotides. The record is from the annotation of a GenBank genome assembly. NCBI's taxonomy places the organism in Eukaryota, Euglenozoa, Kinetoplastea, Trypanosomatida, Trypanosomatidae.